This is a messenger RNA of Caenorhabditis remanei, 1605 nucleotides long. RefSeq lists its product as uncharacterized. NCBI's taxonomy places the organism in Eukaryota, Metazoa, Nematoda, Chromadorea, Rhabditida, Rhabditidae. Gene Ontology annotation, biological process: fatty acid metabolic process. The coding region runs from base 1 to 1605 and encodes 534 amino acids. The transcript is spliced from 10 exons. Gene Ontology annotation, molecular function: medium-chain fatty acid-CoA ligase activity. The record is from RefSeq and is a predicted model, not a curated record.
AUGGCUGAAUUAUUCCAGCAAACGUUUUGUAUUGAUUAUAAUGGAUGGGUUACGGGAGUUUCAAAGGCUCCGCCUCCAAAACAAAUUGAUUUCGAUUCCCAAACUAUUCCACAGUUGAUCUAUACAAAAGCUGAAAUGGAUAGAGUAGCAGCAGUGUUUGAUGCUGAAAAACAGUCGCUGACAUUUUCGAAAAUAGUCAGUGAAAUGGAAUCUCUGGCUGCUGGAUUUCUGUCAAUUGGGUUGAAACAAGGAGAUCGAGUACUUGUAGCAGGAAGUAAUCACUCACAGGUAAUGCUGUGUGCUCUUGCCUGUUCUCGUGCUGGACUCGUUUUCUCAUUGGCUAAUCCAAACUACUCGAACAGCUACUCUCUGAAACGAGCUCUGGAAUUGGGUGAAUUCCAAUGCAUUGUGUGCUUCCGAGCCCAUCAAUUUGAGGCAGAUCACUUGAAUAAUUUACUUUUGGAAAUCUCUCCAGAACUGAUGAGAUCCAGAAAAGGUCAACUGAAAAGUGAAUUAUUGCCGAAAUUGACACAUGUUAUUUUGGCGGAAGAAGAGCAUAAACACGCAGGGACAUUCACCUUGUCGGAAGUGUUUCUCAAAUCAUCAAAAGAUAAAAUCGCAAAACUUCCUGAUUUUUCAAAAUGGUCCAGUCAUAAGCUCGCUUGUUUGCAGUUCACUUUGGGAACAACUGGAGCACCGAAACUAAUUGCACUUUCUCAUUAUCAAAUGCUCAAUGGAGCAAGAGCUGUGGCUGCUGCAUUUGGAAUUAAUGAUAAGCACGUGCUUGCCUGUGCUCUCCCAAUAUUCCGAAUCGCCAUCUUCAAUUUGAUUUGUCUGUCUCCAUUCCUCACUGAAUGUAGAAUCGUUUUCCCAGAUGCAACUCCACUUCCAAAGAAUUUAUUCUCAAGUGUCAGUAAAUAUAAAUGUACAACUCUUCUCUCAAAUGGAGCUGCUCUUCGACUUCUUCUCAAAAUAAGUCAAACUCAAAGAGUCGGUUAUCUCCUAACUGAAACCGGUUCAAUUCCUCUAAUGGGAGAUCAAAACUCAGAUUUCACUCGAAAUGUUGGAAAGCCAAUUGCUGGAUAUGAGGCGCAUUUGAUUCCAUUAGACGGGAGUGAGAAUCAAGUUGAGACUGGAAAACUUGGUAAAUUAUUGAUUCGAGUAUACUAUGGAUCCACGUUUAUGGGAUACGCACCGGACACGAAAGGAAAAGAAAAAUGGGUGGAUACUGGCGAUAUCGCCCGAAUGGAUGAAAACGGAGCGAUCGAAGUGGUGGCAAGUGAGGAAGAUUUGAUUUACGACAAGAAUAAUUGUCUUGUGGAACACUGGAAUCUGGAACGUCUUCUGAAUCAAAAUGAUUUGAUUAAAGGGGUUCAAGUGGUGUCACGUGGCAGAGGACAACCAGUUACAGCUGUUUGUGUUGCAAGAAGUACGCAAUUUCAUGCAGCGAAACUGAAGGAUGAAUUGAAGAGUAUGUGCAGAUCACAUCAUUUCGUCGCUCCUGACGUGUUCGCUUUUGUUGAUGACUUCCCGAGAGUUCACACCAAAAUUCAAAAGUUCCGGAUUCGUGCAAUGCUGGAGAGUGGUCAAAUUUCUGUUUUCUAA